AUGGCUGACGCGAAUGCCAACGACGAGCUUUACCCCAUCGCCGUGCUGAUCGACGAAUUGAAGCACGACGAUGUCCUGCUCCGUCUCAACGCUAUCCACCGCUUGUCGACCAUUGCCCUCGCUUUGGGCGCCGAGCGCACCCGAGACGAGCUGAUCCCCUUCCUCGAUGAGUCAGUCGAGGACGAAGACGAGGUCCUUGUGGCCCUGAGCGAGGAGCUCGGCAACUUCAUCGAGUAUGUCGGCGGCCCUCAGUGGGGCCAUGUGCUGCUCUCCCCGCUCGAGAACCUCGCGGCUAUAGAAGAGCCCGUUGUGAGGGACAAGGCCGUUGAGUCUCUCAAUAAGAUCUGCACCGAGCUCUCUCCUCAGCAAAUUGAGGAGUACUUCAUCCCUCUGGUCAUCCGCCUUUCUAAAGCCGACUGGUUUACCUCCAAGGUGUCCGGGUGCGGCCUGUACACGACGCCCUACAAGAGAGUUUCGCCCCCCGUCCAACAACAGCUCCGCCAGCAGUUUGGUCAGCUCGUACACGAUGACACCCCCAUGGUGCGCCGUGCCGCCGCGACCAACUUGGCCAAGUUUGUGAAGGAGAUGCCUGCCGCGAUUGUUGUUGAGGAGAUGAUACCAAUGUUCCAGCACCUUGUUUCCGACGACCAGGACAGCGUUCGCCUGCUCACUGUUGACGUCCUCAUUUCUAUUGCUGAGGUCGUGCCCAAGGAGCAGCAGGCCAGUCACGGUGUGCUCCUCACAUCGCUACGGAGCUUGAUAGACGAUAAGAGCUGGAGGAUCGCCAAGGCGGUUGACGAAGAGGUCGUUGCUAGGGACCUGGUUCCCGCUUUCGUGAAGCUGUUGAAGGACAACGAGGCCGAAGUGAGGACGGCCAUUGCCAGUCAAAUCCCCGGCUUCUGCUCCCUGGUCGACAAGCCUACCAUUCUCAACGACAUUAUCGGCACCAUUGAGAACCUGGUGUCGGACAGCUCGCAGCACGUCCGUGCGGCCCUCGGCACUCAGAUUAGUGGUCUUGCCCCCAUCCUGGGCAAGCAGGAGACGAUCGACCACCUGCUGCCCAUGUUCCUUCAGAUGCUGAAGGACGAAUAUCCUGAUGUGAGACUCCACAUCAUUUCAAAACUGGAUCUGGUCAACCAGGUCAUUGGCAUCGACCUGCUUGCCCAGUCCCUGCUCCCUGCUAUCGUGCAGCUGGCCGAGGACAAGCAAUGGCGCGUUCGGCUGGCCAUUAUUGGGCAUAUGCCCCUUCUUGCCAGCCAGCUGGGUGUCAAGUUCUUUGACGAGAAGCUCAGCCAGCUGUGCAUGGGAUGGCUUGGCGACACUGUUUUCUCCAUCCGCGAAGCGGCGACUCAAAACCUUAAGAAGCUUACCGAGGUGUUUGGUGUUGAGUGGGCUAGCGAGGCCAUUAUCCCCAAGGUUAUGGCCAUGGGUGGUCACCCCAACUAUCUAUACAGAAUGACUACAUGCUUCGCCAUCUCGACGCUGGCCAGCGUCGUCACCAUGGAUGUGAUCGCCAAGUCGAUCCUCCCCAUGCUCGAAAAGAUGGCGAGUGACGAGAUCCCCAAUAUCCGGUUCAACGUCGCCAAGACGUACCAGGUCUUGAUUGGAGUUCUGCGUCGGCUGCCCGACCAGGGUACCAUCUAUACCUUGGAGAAAGCCGGUGCCCCCUUUAGCCCGUCGCCCCGGGGCCAGCAGCUCAUUGACGAUCGCAUCAUGCCGCAGCUGGAGAAGCUCCAGAAGGAUGAGGAUGUGGAUGUGCGGUACUUUGCUACCAUGGCCGCCGCGGCUGCGACGGGCCAGAAUGUGGGUGGUGGGGAGCCGAUGAACACGUCACCAUAG
Molecule: messenger RNA, 1839 nt
Organism: Thermochaetoides thermophila DSM 1495
Lineage: Eukaryota; Fungi; Ascomycota; Sordariomycetes; Sordariales; Chaetomiaceae
Exons: 7
Coding region: 1-1839 (612 amino acids)
Biological process (GO): protein dephosphorylation
Cellular component (GO): cytoplasm; protein phosphatase type 2A complex
Molecular function (GO): protein phosphatase regulator activity
Source: RefSeq, a predicted model, not a curated record